Molecule: messenger RNA, 3168 nt
Organism: Octopus bimaculoides (California two-spot octopus)
Lineage: Eukaryota; Metazoa; Mollusca; Cephalopoda; Octopoda; Octopodidae
Product: farnesyl pyrophosphate synthase
Biological process (GO): trans, trans-farnesyl diphosphate biosynthetic process
Cellular component (GO): cytoplasm
Molecular function (GO): (2E,6E)-farnesyl diphosphate synthase activity; dimethylallyltranstransferase activity
Source: RefSeq, a predicted model, not a curated record
GACGAGAUCUGGUUGGCUGACGGCGAUAAUCUCGCAAGUAGCGGACACGUGACUUCUGAAGUAGCAACAGAAGCCUUUGAAAGCUUGACAAACCUCACCAACUUGGUUACACUUUCAUGAUCACCAGUCACCGUGAAGCUGGUAUCGUGUGAUUUAUUUACCUGAUUAAUUUUGAAAUACACUGAUGUAAAGUACAUAUCCUCGUCGACAGUUUACACAUGAAUAUAUAAGUAUAUGAUUAAAAAAAAACAAACGAAAAACCGAAGAAUUUUCCCACGGAGUCACAACACGUGUCACCUUGAUUUUAAAAUAUACAGGGAAUCACUCUGUAAUUAUGACUGCGAAUCUAUCGGAUAUUGAAAAGUUCGACGAGUUGUUCCCUGUGCUUUUGGAAGAUAUUAGCACAGAAUGGAAGAACCAAUUUGAAAGUGACGAUCUGCUGGAGAGAGUGAUAGAAGUGUGUUCGUAUAACGUUCCUUUCGGCAAAAAGAACCGAGGUACAACAGUUCCGGCGGCCUACACGGGUUUAAUGAAUGGACAAGCUUCCGAAGAUGAUCUCCGUCUGGCUCGGAUUUUGGGUUGGUGCGUCGAGUGGCUUCAGGCUUUCUUUCUAGUUGCAGACGAUAUCAUGGACAAUUCCGUUACACGUAGAGGUAAACCAUGCUGGUACCGGGUGGAAAACAUCGGGAAAAUUGCCAUCAACGAUUCGUUCUUCCUCGAAAUGUCGAUUUAUACUUUACUGAGGAAAUAUUUCCGCAACAAGCCUUAUUAUGUCGAACUGUUGGAGUUAUUUCAUUCGAUAACCUCGAAGACCGUUAUGGGUCAAAUGCUUGAUUUGGUCAUUGUUCCGCCGGGUGGCAAAGUAGAGUUUGAGAAAUUCAGUGUAGAAAAAUAUAAGAAAAUUGUCAAAUUCAAAACUGCUUUUUAUUCCUUUUACCUUCCCGUUGGGUUGGCCAUGUACAUGGCUGGCAUCAAAGAACAGGAAAUCCACAACGAAGCGAAGGAUAUUCUAUUACAGAUGGGGGAAUACUUCCAAAUCCAGGACGACUACUUGGACUGUUUUGGAGAUCCUUCCGUAACGGGGAAGAUCGGGACCGACAUCGAAGACGGUAAGUGUAGCUGGUUGGUUGUGCAAGCCCUGGCCUUGGUGUCCGACGAACAAAAGACUGUCUUGGAACGAAACUAUGGCUUCGACUGUCCCCACAAGGUCCAGUGUGUGAAAUCGCUGUACAAGGAACUCAAGCUUGAUGAACUUUUCUUGAAGUACGAAGAAGAAAGUUACAAACUUUUACUGGAGAAAAUCGAGAAAUGCUCGCAUUUACCGAAAGAAAUAUUUCUUACGUUUGCUAAAAAAAUAUACAAACGUAAAAUGUAAUUUAUUAUAAUAUUUUUUAAUACAAAAAACAUUUCGAGUGUGUGUGUGUGUGUGUGUCUAUUUAUAUAUCUAUAUUCACAAGAAUAGGGCAAUUAUGUGUGUGUAUACACAUGUAAUUAUAUAUAUAUAUAUAUAGGCGAAGGUAAAGAAUACGUACACCACCCGUUAUCGGCGUAACAAAAAUCUUAACCCUAAACACCGGGUGUACGUAUUCUUUACUUUCGCCUCUCUCCCUCUCUCUCUCUCUCUCUCUCUCUCUCUCUCUCUCUCUCUCUAUAUAUAUAUAUAUAUAUAUAUAUAUAUAUAUAUAUAUAUAUAUCAGUCAUUUCUCGUGUUUACAUUUUUAAUCAUUACAACUAACAUCACUGUACAUACAUCUAAAGUAAAACUCAAAAGUCCAGUCUAGUGUUGUUAUUUGUGAGAUCAAAUCCCGCCAGGUCCUGUUUUUUUUUUUUUUUUCAGUUUCAUUUAUAUAUUUAGAGUCGAUUAAUCACGUACGGGUAACUGCUUUAUAGCAGUCUCAUAUUUCUAACAAUAAUAAUAUUUUAAAAAUCAAAAUAUUCGUUUCAUACAAUAACAAUGUUGGUUUAAUAAUUUCAAUAAUCCAAGAAAUGUUGAAAUUUGAAACAUGGUUAUAAAUUCCAAAUAGAAACAUGUUCAGUAUAAUUCGAAUAACCAUACAAUGUUAAAAAAACAAAAAAAACAACGAAUAGAUUUGCAUUGCCCUUUAACUGAAACAUAUACAGUCGUAUGUACAAUUAAAGAGACUGGCUUUAAGUAAAUUAGGUAUAUUAACUUGUGUAUUUGGGGUACUAGGGUAUUACUAUAAUGAACAAUGUGAUCGAACACACGUAUGUUCGAAGAAUUUUCUGGUGAUCAUCUCAUCUUUUUUGUAUAUCUAUGGUUUCAUUGUGUGUCCCCACUCUUAUUCUUUCAAGAUAGAAGGGUGUGCUUUUAAGAGAUUUGGCUGCUAUUUAGUGCAUGUCAAAUGGCCACGGUUCGAUAAUUAAGUAGCAGUGUUUUUAUUUGAGUUUCUAGCUUUUACGGGUCUAUAUUCUGCGAAAAGAAAGAAAAGAGGCGACGGUCCUAAAUUGUUUUGUAUUAAUAUCUAUCAACCGGUAAUCAAUGAUAUAUUCGAGGUUGAACGUAAUCAGCGAGCAGAUUAUAUGGUCACGGCUGGAAGGCUUUAGAUCAUGAGUUUUCUGGGUCAGAGUAGACCUACUUAGACAGCAGACUAGUCUAAAAAGAAGUGGGUGGAAUUAGGAAGUAGCAGCUCCCUCGAGUUGUCUUACCUCAUAGGAAAGGAAAUGGUACGGAAGAAGAGUGCAGAGAAAUUUUAAUUUGGGGGUAAAACAUUCCAGAAUUGUAGUUUCCGUUGUAUGAAACACGCAUUCGGAAUUUAUUUGGAAUUUUAGUUUUUGUAAAACAAUUUAGACAUUCCUUCGAUACAUCGAAAGAAUGCUACGAUUUUAAUACCGUCGCUUUUUUUCUUCUCUCUUUCUGUCGAAUCUAGGACCGUAAGAGUGACAAUGAAUAUUUGUUUUGUAAGGUCGACUUCGCCUUUCUUCCUUUCGGGGUCGAUAAAUUAAGUACCAGUUAUGCACUGCGAUCGAUGUAAUCGACUUAAUCCUUUUGUCUGUCCUUGUUUGUCCCCUCUAUGUUUAGCCCCUUGUGGGCAAUAAAGAAGAAAAAAAGGUGAGUAUAAUCUGGUAAAAAUUUGCCGGCAAAGGGCAUUGAAUUUACUUGUUUCAAUCAUUUGACUGCGGCCAUGCUGGAGCACCACAUUUAGUCGA